Molecule: messenger RNA, 1209 nt
Organism: Chaetomium globosum CBS 148.51
Lineage: Eukaryota; Fungi; Ascomycota; Sordariomycetes; Sordariales; Chaetomiaceae
Exons: 1
Coding region: 1-1209 (402 amino acids)
Source: RefSeq, a predicted model, not a curated record
AUGCCAAUUCCGUACAGAAACUUUCCACGGCUUAGCCGCCAAAUAUUUGUCAUGUCGAACGACACAAGCGCGGGCGACGACGUGCCGUCGUCGACGCCGUCGGUGCCAGAUCCGCCUGAGUCUACAUCUGAGCCUCCACCACCCCCAACAUCAACCUCGGAGGAACCCCCUCCGCCAUCCUCGACAUCAUCUUCGGAGGAUCCGUCGCCACCGUCAACAACCAACUCACCUCCCCCUCCUCAAUCUACUAGUUCAGAGGACCCUCCGCCCACAUCCAGAACUUCGAGACCACCACCACAAAGCUCCUCAACCCCUGAUGAUAAUGACCCGCCACCAACGAGCACAAUAUAUACAACGGUUACCGAGUCCUCCAAUCCCACGGGCCAGCCCACCGGCGACCCAUCGACCUCAGCCACGUCAACAACGGGUUCCACCAUCGAUCCCACUGAUGAGCCAAGUGGGGGGCUGAACGGCAGUGCGAGGACCGCCGUUGCCGUAGUUGUUCCCAUCGCGGCUGUUGCUAUUCUGCUCCUGUUGGGUAUUUUCUUGUGGCGUAGGAGGAAGCAGCGCAAGGACGCCGAGGAGCAGAGACGCAAGGAGGUCGAGGACUACGGCUACAACCCCAAUGCCGACCCUACGAUCCCCGCUGUUGCGGGCACUGCUUACGAAAUGAGGGAGGAUAGUCCGACGGGCUACCGGGGCUGGGGCUCCACCACGCUUGCUGGCUCGAACACAAGGAAAGCAUCGACGACCAUGUCAGGCGGUGCCGGCGCCUCUUAUUCCGACGCUGCUUCGCCCACCAGGGCCGACGCUCGCUCCGGCGAGCCCCUCAUGGGCGAUGCGCCUCCGUCUCCCGAGGGCGAGAUUCUGGGGGCAAUGGGCCCGUCGGCCGCCAAUAAUCGUGCCGAUGUGCGCCGCGGUCCCUCCAACGCCUCGUCGUCUUAUAGCGCCGCUGGCCGAUCCGACGGCUCUGGCGACGGUCCUAUCGGUGUCGCCUACGGAGGGGGUGGGGGUGGUGCGGGCGCUGGCAACCAAUACUACGACCAGUAUGGCAGCGGAAACCCCUAUACGGACAAUGGGUAUGGCCCCCAACCUACCGAUGCCGGCGGCUCGCCGGUCAUCCGGGACGUGACAGCCAGGAGAAACACGCGCAUCGAGAACUCCUCGCAUUAUCCGCAGCAAACUGCUGGCAUCUCGCAAAAUUUCUGA